AUGACCCUGUGCUCGCUCAAGACCGAGGCCCCGGACGACGGGCCGAGCCAACAGCGCCAGGAAGAGCCCAACGGCACCGCGAGAUGCAUCUCCGGGGUGUUUGCGGCACACGGCAAGCUCAGGCGGCUCCUCGGCACCCUCGUUCAAUUCGCCAUGGACAUGUCCCCGGAGGUCGGCGACAGCGUCCGCAGUCUGGUCCUCGGCUUGCUGAGCGGCUCCAUGUCCGCGGAAGAGUUUCACUCGGCCCUGCAGGACGCGACGAAUUUCCCGCUGCGGGGCUUCGUCCUGCCGUACCUUAAGCACUGCCUGCCGUCGUUACAGCGGGACUUGAACGCAGCUGCCCGGGCGGACAAUCAGAGUUGCGCUCAGUAUCUGCGCUCAAACGAGCCGGCGGUGCUGGAGGCCGUGGGACUGGGCAGUGGCGGGGCAAGCGGUGCCGAGGGAAGCGUCGAGUUUUUCGCCGAGCACGCGAGCAGUGGACCACCGGCAGCAACACCCAAGCACCACUAUCCCGCCAUGAGAUCGGCUGGGACGACGGCGCACACGCCGGCCACCGCUGGACCGCAAUUGGCUUACAGUCACGCGAGCAAGAGACGGGCGUCCGAGGCGCUGUGA
Messenger RNA from Copidosoma floridanum, 615 nucleotides. RefSeq names its product CBFA2/RUNX1 partner transcriptional co-repressor nervy (gene nvy). Gene Ontology annotation, cellular component: nucleus. Gene Ontology annotation, biological process: DNA-templated transcription; negative regulation of DNA-templated transcription. NCBI's taxonomy places the organism in Eukaryota, Metazoa, Arthropoda, Insecta, Hymenoptera, Encyrtidae. The record is from RefSeq and is a predicted model, not a curated record. Gene Ontology annotation, molecular function: transcription corepressor activity.